AAACUAUGAAAAGGUUUCAAUGGAGAAAGGAUGGUGGAUGUGUCCGACUUUCCCAUGAGCUCUCGGCAGGUGAGAAAGAAGCCACUGAGAACAGAAAGGAAAAAGUUCUGGAGUGCCUCAAGAGCCUUGGCAUUGCCCGUGAUGAGGAUAACAUGCCCAAUAUCACCAUCUUAGGAUCAGGCGGAGGUCUGCGGGCCAUGAUAGCCCUUCAAGGAACCUUGGUGGAGAUGAAGAAGCAGGGCCUGUUGGAUGCUGUCCUGUAUCUGUGUGGGGUAUCGGGUUCUACCUGGUGCAUGUCCACCCUCUACAAAGACAAGGACUGGACAGAGAAAGUACAGGACUUGGAAGAACGCCUGUGUGAUACACUUUCCAAAUCUUCAUGGGAUCUUCAUAAGGCAUACUCUCUUGUGUGCCAGGCAGCUAAAGAUGAACUCUUCUCUCUGACUGAUGUCUGGGCCUCUUUCGUUGUCUAUAAAAUAUUGAAGCAGUAUGAUCAGACCAUGUUAUCUCAACAAGAUGAUGCCUCCACAAGUGGGACAAAUCCUUAUCCCAUCUAUGCGGCAGUGGAAUCAAAGAUAUCACAUAAAGCAGAUGAAAACAGCCCAGGCACCUGGUUUGAAUUCACUCCUCAUGAGUCUGGCUUUCCUGGCCUAGGGGCAUUUGUGUGCACAAAAGACUUGGGAAGCAAAUUCGAGAAUGGGAAGUUGAAAGAUAACAGCAAAGAGAAAAGUAUCUGCUACCUGCAAGGUUUAUGGGGAAGUGUCUUUGGAAGCAUGGAGGAAAACAUGAAAUAUUUAAAAGAGCUUGUUCUGCAAGUAUUUUCUGGAGAACUGCGAGGGGAACAUCAGUAUGCAGUAGGUGGAGCAGAAAACACAUCAGAAAUGGCCAUGCUUCCACUUGGAGAAGGUACUCAUUGCACUUGUGCACAUUGUCGGAGUGCCCUCCUCCUCCUGGAGUUUCACAGUCAUGCCUCAGCUGGGGAAGACUGCAAGGGAGUCUCUGAGAAGCUGAAGGAAGUCCUGAAAGAACACGAGGGCAAGAAUUCCUACCAGAAGUGCUGUGAAAUGAGCGACGCCUGGGGUUCAAAGACCUUGGCAGCAAGAAUGGAGGAGUGUGCUGAAUUCGGCAGGAUUUUUGAAACAGAACAUGGAGGCAAGUUUUUUUAUUCAUUUUCCCUAACAGGAAGUGUAUCGAGCACAUGUAAAUUGUUUUGGAAAAUCUGUAUCUGUAUCUUCCACUGGAGAUGGGGGAGCACCCAUAACUUUCUGUACAAAUGUCGUAAGGGUACUAAAUCCACUGGCUUGGAUAAGGAUGAAGUCAUCAACUUGAUUGAUGCCGGCAUUGGCAUAAAUUCCGCCUACCCCCUUGUUCUGCGUCCGGAAAGGAAAGUGAAACUGAUCCUUUCCUUUGACUUCAGCAAUAAGGAUCCUUUCGAGACCAUCAAGAAAACUGCCAAGUACUGUGAGGCAAAUCACAUCCCAUUUCCCAAAAUAGACCCAGAAAAGCUGAAAGACACAGAUAGCCCUUCCAGUUGCUACGUCUUCAAAGGGAAGCACGUUCCCACCGUCAUGCACUUCCCACUCUUCAACAAGGAAAACUCUCCAGAUAAAAUACAUGACUUCAGAGAGAGAUAUUCCACCUUUCAUUUUUCCUACAAAGAGGAUGAUGUCAAAGAACUCCUUAAAAGAGCAAAGAUGAACAUAUUCAACAACAAGGAGAGGAUUCGGGAAGAGAUCCAGCAAAUUGUUUCCUCCUCCACCAAGAAGUUUUAA
Messenger RNA from Gopherus evgoodei (Goodes thornscrub tortoise), 1772 nucleotides. RefSeq names its product cytosolic phospholipase A2 gamma-like. Lineage: Eukaryota; Metazoa; Chordata; Testudines; Testudinidae. The record is from RefSeq and is a predicted model, not a curated record. Gene Ontology annotation, biological process: glycerophospholipid catabolic process. Gene Ontology annotation, cellular component: nucleoplasm; cytosol; nuclear envelope. The transcript is spliced from 15 exons. Gene Ontology annotation, molecular function: calcium ion binding; calcium-dependent phospholipid binding. The coding region runs from base 6 to 1772 and encodes 588 amino acids.